AUCUAUCACGUAUUCAUUUAAAGAAAUUUAUACAUCGAGAUUUACAUUCAGGUAAUAUUUUACUAAAAGAACAAUAUGAAGCUUAUAUUACAGAUUUAGGGUUAUCAAUAUCGUUUGAUGAAAAACAAGAUGGUCAUAUAUAUGGUGUUUUGCCAUAUUUAGCUCCUGAGGUCUUAGAAGGAGAACAAUUCACCCAAGCAGCUGAUAUUUACAGUUUUGGAAUUAUUAUGAUAGAAAUAUCAACUGGUCAAAGGCCUUUUGAUGGUUACAAUUUUGAUGCUAAAUUAGCAAUAAAGAUUUGUAAUGGAAUUA
Molecule: messenger RNA, 312 nt
Organism: Racocetra fulgida
Lineage: Eukaryota; Fungi; Glomeromycota; Glomeromycetes; Diversisporales; Gigasporaceae
Source: the annotation of a GenBank genome assembly